AUGUGGACUCAGGUCUUGUCCCUCCCGCACGACGCAAAGUUUCAAAACCUGGGACACGGCAGUAAUUCGAGAGACGACAUCUACGAUUUCCUGCUGACCUCGUGCUCAGAGUUUUUUGACAAAUCUGCCAAAACCGCCCCGCCCCAACUGCCGUUUGAGGUCGCAUCGGAGUCGGAUGAUGAUUCUCGGUCAUCAGAGUCGGUAGAGUCCAUUGAGGACAGCGACGGGGAGGCUAGUGGCAGGGAAGAUGAGACAUCGGCGAGCGAUGCAACUGCUAAGGAAGAUGCGAGUGUCGAUGAGGAGGCAGCUAAGGAUGGAGGGGCGGAUGCUAAAUCGGAAGAAGUGGGGCAGUGCGAAGUGAAUCGUGUCGAUGAAGCCCGCGACACUGAAAUGCUGGCAGAUGUUUCGCAAAAAGAGGUGGGCCGGGAAGAAGAUACGGGUGUAGCUGGACAAGAUGACAGCCCGCGCGUGCGCGGUGAUCGGGCCAAGGAUGGGCACCAAACCCCAGAACGUGUUGUCGAUCAUCCACUUCAUCGGGUAGAGUGCGGGGCUGGAAAGACAGCUACAGCACAGGGUGUAGUUAACCCUCGUGCCGCGCCCACUCUAGACGGGGAAGGAGGACGUGGGCACCAGCAGUCGGCCGAAACGGCAGCGCAUAGGGGAGGGGAGCGUGGCGGCGGAACGAGCAAGGCAGACUCAAAACCGGUGCAGCUAGGCAAGGAGCCAGGGCGGAAACCAGGGGGGAGUGCUCACAACAUGGCCCUGCAUGACGAUAGGGGGAAGCGGGCAGACGGCGCCUCCUGCAACGGGGCGGAGCACACGGUCGGCCAGAUGGCGAGAGAAGAGUCUGUCCCCAUCCCGGAGCGGGUUAGUGAACGGAAGUCAGCCUAUACGGAAGCUACAUCGGCGCGUAUAGUGACAGCAGUGACGUCUACGCGGGUCGAUGGAGGCCCCAUGGGUGACCCCGGGACAGCUUCGGGACUUCCAGAGGCAAAUGAGACAAGGCGCGCCUGUCCUAAGGGGCUAGAGAACCAAGGCGUGAAGGGGGGAGUAGAGCAUAGUGCAGGAGGGGUGCACGUGACUGCAGAACACGUGGUCCACUCUGCCGGAGGUGGCAAGGAUAUGCAUAGGCGUCAAGCGCCAGGGAAUCAUGACUGGGAUGUGGGGAGCAGGCGGAGUGAAGGACAUAAGCGGACCGCUGAUGACAAGUCCCACAGCAUGCCCGAGAGUGCACGCAACGUGCAGGGUGGGAAGGGCGCGAGUAGGGGCAAAAUGGAGCACGUACGCCCACCAUACCAGGAGCAGCACCGAAUUCUCGUGACCACCAGGUCUGUCGUCAGACGGGAGACAUUUCAGAUUAGGAGGGUGUUAGAGCAAAGCAUCAAGGCAGCAUUGGAAUCUGCUAUUUCUGGCCUACACACAGCUGCGGAGGGAAUAACCGCCAACAUAGCUCGAACAGUAGAGGAGAGGGUGGAGGCGGUGCUGGCUCGCGCUGGUUUCCAAAAGGGCCCCCAACAGCAUUCGACCGAGGCUGGGAAGGUAACAGCGCAGCAUAACGGUGGUGACGCAGGGGCAGAUCUUGGGGCACAGCUGACGGCGGAGACUGGCGAUGUGGGGGUAUUUAGUGGGGCGACUACAGAGGUGAAGCGAGGAGCCCCAAACACCGCCGACUCUAAGAUUGCGAUGGACACGAGUAAUGCAAACCCAGCUGGUAAGAGGAGGCCGCGAAGGCAUAAGCGCGGUGAGCAUAAGGGGAUGUUAAGAGCUCAGUGCGAGAGGCGCGCGGAACAGCCGGAGCACGACUCGAACCGGUGUAACAAGCGGAAGGUGAGCGAGGUGGCAGAACAGGUCGGCCAUACAGCAGGAGGGGGUGGGGAAGAACGGGUGCAAGACGAAGCCAAAGAUAAGCGUGCAGAGAGGUUGGCGGUGCUAAAGAAGUACGACGAGGAGAGGAAGCGGUUAGAAGCGGAGGAGGAGCGUGAACGCAAGGAAUACGAACGGCAAAAGCUUGAACGGGAGGCCGCGCGUAAAGCAUGCGACGAGCAGCUGGCGAGCCUACAGGCGCCUGCGGAGGCCGGUAUAGUUGAGGGUGAGUGUGCGGCUGGAGGACGCGCUGUUUUAUCGGCGCCGCACGAGGCAACUUGUGCUGGAGUGGUCGAAGGUGGGGUCGAUGAUGAAGCGGCGACCGGAGCGAGUGGAAAGAGGAGACGGGUAGACGAGGCCGGACCCCAUGCUGGCGUGGUGGGUGAUGCAAGGGAGCGGUUGGGCAUAGAGGUACGUUCGUCUCAAGGGCUGGCUGAUGGGCCUCGACCGGACCAUCCUUCCAGGCAUGAAGACAUUGCAGUCACCGAAUUAGAGAAAACUGGGGUGAAACUGAAAACGCCAGAAGACCAAAAUCAGUCAGCGGCGGAUAUUCUAGGGAAGAGGAGCGGUUUGCGGCUGCCGUUUAGGGCGACUGGAUACUCCAAACGAAUGAGCGGAGGGGUGCUUAAGUGGACUUCAGAGCAGACGGUGGGGGGGAAGAAGAGGUCUCUGGGGCAGCACAACCAUGUAUGGGAGAGGAACCUAACCGUCGCCAUCUGUUGGAAGGUAUACUUCCCGGACGUCGACCUAGUGGCAUACGGGAUGAAUCCGCUCCGGUUCGAGCUGUGGGACGAGGACUUGCUGUUCACCAUCAACAUGCCAACAGGGGUGUGGAGUGUCAUCAACGAGUUACACCUCGACAAGCCUGCAUGUUUCCAGGUCGUCCGGGAAGAGACCAACGAGCGUAUAAAGGAAGGGGACACCUACAAGAUUGCACUAUGCGCAGGGGUCUCCCGAGCUGCUCUACUAAAGGACCUGGGCGGAGUUGCAGGUGAAGAGGGGCACUCUGUGCUGGAGCAUGCGGUUGGGCUGUCAGCCACCAUGUCGGUUAUGUGGGAUGUCUCGACCAGAGCCGCAGAGACGCAGUGGAUGACGGAUGCACUUACGGCAGGUCUUGCAACUCAUUCAGACCGUAAGAUGGCCGCAAGGGCAGCUGGUGUGGCAUGUGCCUCGGUAGAGGCGAUAAGGGCUGUCAACGGGAGAGUGUUAGACAAGGAAAGUUGGGUCCCAGUCCUUGCAGGCGCCCUCCUAGAAAAGCAACCUCCCGCCAACCGAGACGCUGCGACGAGGAGAAUGACUAGGGUAGUGGCUAGAGCGAUCACAUAUUGGUGUCACUGCUGCUUGGCAUCCAGAGGCCUCCAGGAACAGCACGGUGUAGGGAUCGGAAUCGUCAUGGCGAAACGUGGAGCGCGGGAAACGGCUGGUGCAGCUGGCGAUGAGAACGCGUGA
Closterium sp. Yama58-4 is the source of this 3312-nucleotide messenger RNA. NCBI's taxonomy places the organism in Eukaryota, Viridiplantae, Streptophyta, Zygnematophyceae, Desmidiales, Closteriaceae. The record is from the annotation of a GenBank genome assembly.